Messenger RNA from Lactuca saligna, 3660 nucleotides. The record is from the annotation of a GenBank genome assembly. NCBI's taxonomy places the organism in Eukaryota, Viridiplantae, Streptophyta, Magnoliopsida, Asterales, Asteraceae.
CCGGAUUAUUUUUGUAAUUUACUCUUUUGAUAAAUAAUGGUAUUCUAUUCAUGAUCUGAGGCGUGAAUUUAGCCAAAUUGAAAGGGUGGUUUUUGAACGGCAAUUAGCAAAAAAAAUUCCAAGGGGCUUUGCCUUUGAUACCGAUCUUUCCGUCAUGAGUCGUACCAUGUGGCAUGUGUCAUGUGAUUUCCUUGCCUAUGUUUCUCUAUAUAUAGCCAAACCCCAAAUUCAUGUUCUUCAGAUCUCCACCUUCUUCUUCGAUUCUAUCGAGUCUUAAGAUUUCACUCUCACCCAUAAACCAUCAGGAAUUGAAAGGUUAUCAGUUUUGAUUUGGAGUGUGUGUGGUUAAUGGCGACUCGGAAUUUGGAGAAAUUGGCGUCCAUCGAUGCGCAAUUGAGGCUUUUAGUUCCCGGAAAAGUCUCGGAGGAUGAUAAACUUAUCGAGUACGAUGCUUUGCUUCUGGAUAAGUUUCUUGAUAUUCUUCAGGAUUUGCAUGGAGAGGGUCUCAAAGAAACGGUGCAAGAAUGUUAUGAGCUUUCCGCUGAGUAUGAAGGAAAGCAUGACCCUAAGAAGCUAGAAGAGCUUGGAAGUGUAUUAACAAGUUUAGAUCCAGGGGACUCCAUUGUCAUUGCUAAAGCUUUCUCUCACAUGCUUAACUUAGCCAAUCUAGCUGAAGAGGUUCAAAUCGCUUAUCGUAGGAGAAUCAAGCUGAAAAAGGGUGAUUUUGGUGAUGAAGCCAUUGCAACAACUGAAUCCGAUAUUGAAGAAACUUUCAAAAAACUUGUACACAAACUCAAAAAAUCCCCUCAAGAAGUCUUUGAUGCCCUCAAGAACCAAACCGUUGACCUAGUCUUCACUGCUCACCCUACUCAAUCUGUCCGCAGAUCUUUACUUCAAAAACAUGGAAGGAUUCGUGAUUGUCUUGCUCAGUUAUACGCGAAGGACAUAACUCCUGAUGAUAAGCUUGAAUUGGACGAGGCUUUGCAUAGAGAAAUUCAAGCGGCUUUUCGCACUGAUGAGAUUAAACGAACUCCACCAACUCCACAAGAUGAAAUGAGAGCUGGAAUGAGUUACUUCCAUGAAACAAUCUGGAAAGGUGUUCCUAAAUUUUUACGACGUGUCGACACUGCUCUUAAAAACAUUGGAAUUAACGAACGUGUUCCCUAUAAUGCCCCUCUCAUACAGUUUUCUUCCUGGAUGGGUGGCGAUCGUGAUGGUAAUCCAAGGGUAACUCCUGAAGUUACAAGAGAUGUUUGCUUACUUGCAAGAAUGAUGGCUGCAAACAUGUACUUUUCCCAGAUAGAGGAUCUAAUGUUUGAGAUGUCAAUGUGGCGUUGUAGCGAUGAACUCCGUGUUCGAGCUGAACAACUCCAUAGAUCAUCGUCUAAAAGAGACGUCAAACACUAUAUCGAAUUCUGGAAACAAGUUCCUCCCACUGAACCAUAUCGUGUGAUUCUCGGUGACGUGAGAGACAAGUUAUACAACACAAGAGAAAGAUCCCGUCAUUUGUUAGCUCAUGACGUCUCAGACAUUCCAGAAGAAUUGGUUUACACUAAUGUCGAACAAUUUUUGGAACCGCUUGAGUUAUGCUACAGAUCACUAUGUGCAUGUGGUGAUCGUGUAAUUGCUGACGGCAGCCUUCUUGAUUUCUUACGUCAAGUUUCCACUUUCGGACUUUCACUUGUACGACUGGAUAUCCGACAAGAAUCCGACAGACAUACCGACGUUCUAGAAGCAAUCACACAACAUUUGGGAAUCGGGUCUUAUCGUGAUUGGUCCGAAGCAAAGCGACAAGACUGGCUUCUUUCUGAACUUAGUGGCAAACGCCCCUUAUUCGGUAAAGACCUCCCAAAAACCGAAGAAAUUUCAGACGUUUUGGAUACAUUCCACGUCAUCGCAGAACUCCCAUCUGAUUGCUUCGGUGCUUACAUCAUCUCCAUGGCCACGUCACCUUCAGAUGUUUUGGCCGUCGAGUUGCUCCAACGUGAAUGCCACGUCAGACACCCGUUACGUGUGGUCCCGCUUUUCGAAAAACUCGCUGACCUGGACGCCGCCCCUGCGGCGGUCGCCCGGCUUUUUGAAAUCGAGUGGUACCGGAAUCGGAUUGACGGGAAACAAGAAGUCAUGAUCGGAUAUUCCGACUCUGGUAAAGAUGCCGGGCGGCUUUCAGCCGCCUGGCAACUUUACAAAGCCCAAGAGGAGCUUAUAAAUGUUGCGAAAAAGUAUGGUGUCAAGUUGACAAUGUUUCACGGGCGGGGCGGGACGGUCGGGCGGGGCGGUGGCCCGACCCAUCUCGCUAUACUCUCGCAACCGGCCGGAACGAUCCACGGGUCGCUCCGGGUUACGGUUCAGGGUGAGGUUAUCGAGCAGUCGUUUGGUGAAGAACAUUUGUGUUUUCGAACACUUCAGAGAUUCUGCGCGGCGACACUCGAGCACGGGAUGAACCCCCCGGUUUCACCCCGGCCCGAGUGGCGCGCACUGAUGGACGAGAUCGCGGUUCACGCAACCGAGCAGUAUCGCUCGAUUGUAUUUCAGGAACCGCGUUUCGUCGAGUAUUUCCGACUCGCGACACCGGAAUUGGAAUACGGGCGGAUGAACAUCGGGAGCCGUCCGUCGAAGCGAAAGCCGAGCGGCGGAAUAGAAUCGCUCAGAGCGAUUCCGUGGAUCUUCGCGUGGACUCAAACGCGGUUCCAUCUCCCGGUCUGGCUGGGAUUUGGAGCCGCGUUUAAAUACGCAAUUGAAAAAGACAUCAAGAAUCUUCACAUGCUACAAGAAAUGUAUAAAACAUGGCCUUUUUUUAGAGUCACAAUCGAUUUAGUCGAAAUGGUGUUUGCAAAAGGUGACCCCGGAAUUGCAGCUUUGAAUGACAAGCUCCUCGUGUCCGAAGACUUAUGGUCGUUUGGUGAAUCACUAAGAGCAAAUUACGAGGAAACCAAAAAUCUCCUUCUUCGGAUUGCGGGGCAUAAGGAUUUACUUGAGGGGGAUCCGUAUUUGAGACAAAGGCUCCGUUUACGUGAUUCAUAUAUCACGACAUUAAAUGUGUGUCAAGCGUAUACAUUAAAAAGAAUUCGUGACCCUAACUACCACGUGAAAUUGAGGCCACAUAUUUCAAAAGAGUAUGCCGAGCCAACUAAACCGGCUGAUGAGUAUAUAAAGCUGAACCCGAAGAGUGAGUAUGCGCCCGGUUUGGAGGAUACGCUUAUUUUGACCAUGAAGGGAAUUGCAGCUGGAAUGCAAAAUACCGGUUAAUAUUAUAAUAUUAUAAUAAUGUUAUGUGUUUUUUUUUUCUUGUGGAUUAUCGAGUUAUCGUGAUGUUUUGUGAAGGGAAAUUUGGGUUGAACACCCUGGUUGUUGACUUGAGGAUGGUGAGUUGGUAAUGUAUGUAGUGGUGAAGUAAGUGUGUGUGUGCUGCGUGCAUUGUUGAUUGUACCUUGUCUGACAAUCAGAUGACUUAUUGUACUUUUGAAAUAAAACGUUCAACUAAAAUCAAAUGGUAUUUCGCUACUUGUUUUUUGGGCAUUUCUAGAUAGUGGAUGAUGUUAUGUAAACUAUUAAUUUGAAGUUUUGAAAGUGUUAAAGUGAAAUAUUUAUGAAGGGUGUGUGAUGCGUGUAUUGUUGAUUGUGUACCUUGUCUGACGACAUUGUACUUUUGAAAUAAAA